AACUAAAGAUUAUCGUACUCAAGCGAUGUCAUUGUAUUUACAAUCGACUACUCGUGAGCAAGAAAUACUUGCAGAUGGAAUUAAAAAUAUUAUUGUAGGUUUUCCGAAAGAAGAAAAUAAUGAAAUAAUGAUUGAUGAUGCUGAAGACGAUGCAGGUAGAGCGAGUCGAGGGCGAACUCAACGAACAAGAAGAAAUCGUUGCCCCGACUCUCACUCGAUCGUUGGGCGAGGAUUUCUCGCUCCAACUAUAAUUAAUGAAACACAAACAAAAUUAACCGAGGAAGAACAUCAACUUUUAAAAUUAGGUCCUCGGUUUAUUUAUAAUGACCCUAAAACAGCAUCACGACGACGUGCAACUGAGUUGGCUAUUCUUAAACGUAAAAUUGAAGCUAGAUUUUUCGAGAAAAAAGUUAGCCCCGGCCGAUCAGUCGAAAAAUUUAUUGCUGAACUAAAUAUUAUACUUCAAAAUUUACAUAAUACACCUAUUGGUAGUAUAUAUCGAAAACAGAAACAACAACAUAAAAUUAUUUCAUAUAAUAAUGUAUUAAAAACUAUUCAAUCAAGUCAAUCUCAUAUGACUAAUCCUACAGUUAUACAUAAAAAGAAGAAGAAUUAUGUUAGAUUAGUCAAACGUUUGAAACAUAAAAUUCGUUCGGCCAAUAUAGUUCUUCAAAAAACAGAUAAAUCAAAAGUUUUUCAUUUAGGUAAACUUCAGCAUUAUCAAGAGAAAUCCAAUGAAUAUAUGGAUAAAACCGAAGCUUAUGAAUGUCUAGGUGUAAAUGAUCCAUUGCCAAAUUUAAUUGAACGGACAAAUAAAUAUCUUUUAGAUUUAGGGUUAGCUAAUUGGAUUUCACAAAAACAAUACGAACGAUUAUGUAUUAAACCUAGUGAAGUUAAAUUAGCCCAUUUAUACUAUUUACCUAAAACUCAUAAACCUGGUACGCCGCUUCGUCCAAUUGUUUCUGGUCUUAAACAUCCGACUAUUAAAAUAUCAAAAUAUCUCGAUGAACUACUUCGACCACUAUUUGAUAAAAUGGCAUUAAAUACAACUGUUACUUCUGGAUUUGAAGUAAUUAAAAAAUUAUAUGAAUGGUCGGCACAUAAUCUACGUCAAGAAACUCUAUUAUGUACUAUAGAUGUGGUAGAUCUUUAUACAAUGAUACCACAGACAGAAGGUGUACUGGCAAUCAAAAAAAUGUUGGAUUAUCUAAAAAUUAAACAAAUUGGCGGUUUAAAAAUUGAAACAAUAAUUAGACUAAGUCGAUUCGUUGUAAAAAACAAUUACUUUUCCUACGACGGUCGAUAUUAUCAUCAAAUUCGUGGUGGUGCUAUGGGUUCGCCAUUGACCCUUACUAUUGCUAAUUGUUAUAUGUUCUUUUUUGAAAGAGAUAUCGUUAAGCAAAUUAUUAAUGGUGGCGGUUCUUAUUUAAGAUAUAUUGAUGAUAUAUUCAUUAUCAUCAACUGGCCUAUUCGACAUCUAUAUAAACAAAUUGAUCGAUGGAAUCUUUUUGACUUGAAUAUUCAGUUAAAAGUCCAAGCUGGCUGUUCAAUAGAUUUUCUCGAUUUAUCUGUAGAAAAUGUCAAUGGUCAUCUACUAACAAAAGUAUAUCAUAAACCAUCCCACGAACCAUAUUAUUUACCAUUCAAUAGCGUUCAUCCUAUGCAUAUGAAAAAGAAUAUUCCAUUCGCUAUGUUACUUCGAGCGAUUAGAUAUUGUUCAACAUUCAAAGCAUUUUUAAAUGAACGUGAAGAUUUAAGAAUGGCUUUAUUAUUAAACAAAUAUCCAUGUGUUUUUAUAGAUAAACAUUUUAAUCGUGUCUUACAAAAGUUCAAUAUCAAUCAGCCAUUGACUAAUAAUAAUUAUAGUGCGAUACGUGAAAAGAUUAUUCAUGCGCCAAAAACAAAAAAAUUAACCAUUGAUUAUCAAAAGACAAUGUUCAUCCAUUUCACUUAUUGUUUAAAUAUGAGAACAUUACCAACAAAGUUUCAUAAUCUUUGGAACAAGUACUUUAUCGAAUCUCCGAUUAAUGAAAUUAUACCGAUUAUUGGUACUCGAAAUGUACUCAACUUGCAAAGGCAAUUGGUGCAAAAUAAAAAACAAAACUGA
Messenger RNA from Rotaria socialis, 2107 nucleotides. Lineage: Eukaryota; Metazoa; Rotifera; Eurotatoria; Philodinida; Philodinidae. The record is from the annotation of a GenBank genome assembly.